AUGAAUCCUACUGCUGUAGGAUAUAAAAUGACUAGUGGGGAGGCGUUGGGCAAGCUCGAGGCGUUUGACAUUACGAAAGACUGCCUAGUAGAGAUACUGCACACCACGAUGCUCGACGAGCUCAAGUGCCACAGCUACGACUCGAAAGCCUUUCGUCGCAUGCUCAGCAGUAGUCUGCGUCUUCGCCGUUCCUUUGUCGGUCGCGAUUACAAGGUUAUUAGCCAGCAAGCAGCCGUCAUCCUCAACGAUCUCCUCCAUCAUAGUUGGUCAGCAAAAAGCGAGGAGAAAAUGGAGGGUCUCUGGGCGUUCUUUGACUGCUUCCGUGUACACGGAGAGGUCAUGUCGCUAUUAUUUAUAUCCAAGAUAGAAACAAAGUUCUCUAUGUACAAGCUGCUGCUGAACAAGAAGACGGAGGAAUUGACGGCUAUGAUUGGUGUUGUCGACAAUUUCCUUAUUGCGCAAGGAAAUAUGACCGCCAACAGUAAGAUGGGUAACAAGCCCAAGCUAUACAUCUUACAUCACAUCGUGGAGGAUAUCGAACGUUUCGCCACUGCUAUUCAUUUUGAAUCAGAAAAAGGCGAACAGUUCAACAAAUUCCUCCGAGAACACAUCUUCCACACCAACCGCCACAACCCUUCGCGAGACCUACUUGUUUCCUUUGGAUGGUAUACAAUGUUUCGUUGCAUUGUCAAUGGAGGCUAUUUUCCCCAUGUCGCGUCCGGUCGACUUGUUCAUGCCAGCAACAAGAUCAUUGAUUUUGUACGAGCAAACGACAGUUUCCGCAAGUUGUACUGCGGAGCUAACCGUGAAAACGUCGACAACAAUGAGCACAAGGUGACUCUUAAGCGAGGCGUCAGCGGUCUCUUUAGGAUCAGAAAGAGCAGUGGGUGUCAAGAUGUCUUGGCUGAAAUUACAAGUUUGAACAAGCGUACAGGAGCAGUGUACUUAAAAUUGUUUAAGCCUGUAAUCACUCCGUACCCUACUGUUGACUUCUCACGGUUAUCCUCUCUAUAUACAACGAACUUUUCCACGUCCAUUUAUAUGAACACCAGUAAGAAUGAUGCUGCCAAUAUCAGAUUAAGGCGCUCAGGAACCGGUACGUUGGAGGUACAUCUUCCAGAGAUAAGUCUCUUGGAAGCAUUGGAUAUCCAAGUUCAAGCUACUGGUCAACAAGAGCGCAUCAUCAACAUUGGCAAGUUCGGUUCGUGGUGGAGGCUUUUGGUGUUGGCUCCGGAAGAAGUCUCGUCGUUGUGA
Messenger RNA from Zychaea mexicana, 1254 nucleotides. RefSeq lists its product as uncharacterized. The transcript has 2 exons. The record is from RefSeq and is a predicted model, not a curated record. The coding region runs from base 1 to 1254 and encodes 417 amino acids. NCBI's taxonomy places the organism in Eukaryota, Fungi, Mucoromycota, Mucoromycetes, Mucorales, Lichtheimiaceae.